UCCCACCCCAAAAAAAUGAUUAUUACAAACAACCCUACAUCAAACAAGUACUUCGGUUCAUUUUCAUUGAUUUUUGUGACAGUUGAAGCUUGGUCAACCAAAUCCAGACAAUCUUGGGUAUGUGGAUUCUGUAUCAGUCGAGGAAAUUGGUGGAGUCAGGUGAGAAAUGAAGAAUGUGGCAACUCUGUCUCAACUGUUGUUUUACGAGGAAGUACUGAUGAUCUUGAAAGAGCAGUUGAUGAUGGUGUCAAUACAUACAAGGCAAUGUGCAGGGAUAGUCGUGUAGUACCUGGUGCAGCAGCUACAGAAAUUGAACUGGCUAGGAAAUUGAAGGAGUUCUCCUUCAAAGAAACAGGAUUGGACCAAUAUGCAAUUGCAAAAUUUGUGGAGUGUUUUGAGAUGGUACCGAAAACACUAUCUGAUAAUUAUUUCUUCAUGGUAUGCCGAGCAUUCAAACGGAAACACUAAAAUGGGUCUUGACUUGGAGGAAGGCGUAUGUAAAGACAUCUCCACAAUGAAUAUUUGAGACCUUUAUGUGACCGAGUAUGUUAUAAUC
Molecule: messenger RNA, 556 nt
Organism: Impatiens glandulifera
Lineage: Eukaryota; Viridiplantae; Streptophyta; Magnoliopsida; Ericales; Balsaminaceae
Product: T-complex protein 1 subunit theta-like
Exons: 4
Coding region: 16-468 (150 amino acids)
Biological process (GO): protein folding
Cellular component (GO): chaperonin-containing T-complex
Molecular function (GO): ATP-dependent protein folding chaperone; ATP binding
Source: RefSeq, a predicted model, not a curated record